Andrographis paniculata is the source of this 414-nucleotide messenger RNA. RefSeq lists its product as uncharacterized. Bases 1 to 414 code for a protein of 137 amino acids. The transcript has a single exon. NCBI's taxonomy places the organism in Eukaryota, Viridiplantae, Streptophyta, Magnoliopsida, Lamiales, Acanthaceae. Gene Ontology annotation, biological process: DNA integration. The record is from RefSeq and is a predicted model, not a curated record. Gene Ontology annotation, molecular function: nucleic acid binding.
AUGGAAGUGGGACUUGAUUGCUAUGGAGUUUGUGACCGGAUUACCAAAGUCGAGGUCAGGCGCGGAUGCCAUUGGGUACUUGUUGACCGAUUGACUGAGGCAGCAGUUUUUAUCCCGAUAAUCAUGACUUGGAGCAUGCAGAAGUUGGCAAGGUUGUAUAUCCAGCAUGUGGUAAAGAGGUAUGGAGUUCCGGAGGUGAUUGUCUCGGACCGCAACCUCCAUUUUGAGUCAAAUUUUUUGCAAAAGCUUCAUAAAGAGUUCAAUACUUGGUUAAGGAUGACUACGGCCUUUCAUCUAAUGACCGAUGGGCAGAUUGAGCGCACUAUUCAGAUUUUGGAAGAUAUGUUGCAAGCUUUUGCAUUCGAUUCUCAAGGCUGGUGGGAGGAUCAGUUGGCUCUGGUGGAGUUCUCCUAA